ACCGCUGCUGCUGCUGCCGCCGCUUCGCUGCUCCAUGGACGAGACCAGCCCGCUGCGCUCGCCGCUCCAGCCGCCGCCCGACACCUACCUGGCCACGGCGGUCACUGCCAGCCGGGGGGCGGCGGGAGCCGGCGGCGCGGUGCGUGUACCCGCCGCCGCCGCCUCCUCCUCUCCGCCCGGUUCCCCCGGCGGCCGCGGGCACGAGCGCCAGCCGCUGCUGGGCGGGCACUCGCACUGGCACGGGCACGGGCACGGGCACGCGACCGCCGUCCUCAACGAGUUCCCGGACGAGCCCGAGAUGGCGGAGGCGCUGCGGCGCGCGGAGCAGGCGCAGGGGUUGGGCGUCCACCCGCAGCGCAUCAGCCAGGGCUCCAGCGGCAGCUACUUCAUCAGAGACCCACAGGGGAAGAUCAUAGGUGUUUUUAAACCUAAAAACGAGGAGCCAUACGGACACCUGAACCCCAAGUGGACCAAAUGGCUGCAGAAACUGUGCUGUCCGUGUUGUUUUGGCAGAGACUGUCUCGUUCUCAAUCAGGGUUAUCUCUCAGAGGCUGGGGCAAGCUUGGUGGACCAGAAACUGGGGCUGAAUAUCGUACCAAGGACUAAGGUAGUACAUUUAGCAAGCGAAACUUUCAACUACAGUGCGAUUGACAGAGUGAAAUCCCGGGGUAAGAAACUGGCUCUCGAGAAAGUGCCAAAAGUAGGGCAACGGUUUCAUCGGGUAGGCCUACCACCCAAGGUUGGUUCCUUCCAGCUGUUUGUUGAAGGCUAUAGAGAUGCGGAUUACUGGUUACGCAGGUUUGAGGCAGAGCCUUUACCCGACAAGACCAACCAGCAGCUGCAGAUGCAGUUCGAGAGGCUGGUAGUCCUGGACUACAUCAUCAGAAACACAGAUCGAGGUAAUGAUAACUGGCUGAUUAAAUACGACUGCCCUAUGGAUGGAGCCAGCACGAAGGACCCUGACUGGGUGGUGGUGAAGGAUCCUAUAAUAAAGAUUGCAGCCAUAGACAACGGAUUGGCAUUCCCUCUGAAGCACCCAGACUCGUGGCGGGCAUAUCCUUUCUACUGGGCCUGGUUACCUCAAGCAAAGACACCAUUUUCGCAGGAAAUUAAGGACCUUGUUCUUCCGAAGAUUUCAGAUCCAAACUUCAUCAAAGAUCUCGAAGAGGAUCUUUAUGAGCUCUUCAAGAAAGAUCCAGGUUUUGAUCGAGGACAGUUCCACAAGCAAAUAUCUGUCAUGAGAGGGCAGAUCUUGAACCUCACACAGGCUUUGAAGGAUGGGAAGUCGCCACUGCUACUCAUCCACAUCCCGCCGGUCAUCGUCGAGACGACUCGGAGCCACCAUCGGAGCAACGACUUGUACACACAGAGCUUCCAGAGCAGGAAACCCUUCUUCACGUGGUGGUAGCGUGGCCGCAGAGAGGGAGAGCCAUCCUGCGAACAUAGUGAUUGAAGGUCCUGACCGUUCUCGUCUCCUUCACCCUCAGUGGGUUUGUGUCACUACUUGCAGAGCGAGAGGGGCCCGCUUUGUGCGUUGCCCCGUGUAUGACCAUUGCACAAGAUGUCACUACGUCCCUACAAAAUGGUGUACGUGGGGGAAUUCUUCUGGAUUUGCACUUAAUUCAAGUACCCUUCCCCGAAUGGUUCCAUCAUUCCUCUACACCCACUGGAAUUGAUGCUGCUGCUUCUAUUGAGCUAAUUUGUGAUGCUUUAGGCGCAGUCUCUCUCCGCUGUCUUAACUCUCUCCUAUUUACUGAGCCCCGGAACUGCAGUUUGGUUUGCACUAUUAAUGGUUUUGGUUCAAAUUGCAACCAGGCGCACUUCACGGUGAAUGUAUGGCCGUGCUGAAAAUGGAACAAUCUGCUAUGUUCAUCGUCCUUCCCAAUCCACCUGGCAGCGCGUUCCUGCUUUGAAAAGAUAUCAAGAGAUCUGCGGUUACCAGAAGCAAUCGUGCCAUCGUGCUUUGAACAAAAAUCUGUGAGGAGGGACGUGACUUAAUGUUCGUUCGAUUGGGAUGGGUCGCCGCGGAGAGGAGAAAGGGCAUGAUAAUUACUCCCAUCCGCUCACCACAGCCUUGCCGCAGUCUGAAUACCCUGGCGGGAUCGAAACCUUCCUCGCUGCAGACUUCAUCCUCUAACCUACGGCAUGAGUCUGCACUUCUGUAGAUAACUCCCCUCCCUCUCCUGCUCUCCUCCCUGACCUCCUGCUCCCCUACAUUACACCUGUUUAAGUAGGGGAAGGAAGGGGUGUGCAUGUGAAAUGGCAUUCAGUCUACAUAGUUCGAUUGAUCAUGAACAAGAAAUAACUGCAAUCAGAAGCCAAUAUAGCAUGUAUACAAACAUGCAUGUAUAUAUAUCUAUAUUAAAAAAAACAAGCCAAAAAUAAUUGUUAAUGCAAACAUUUUGCACCAGGGUCUUGUAGCUGCCUGCUAUUUCCAGUGCACCACCUCUUGGCAUUAUUGGUUUUAAUCUUGCUGUGACUCAAGUAUGCUCAGCAGAUUCAUGUUCAGGUUGCUAAUAUUCCACUUUGCUGAUCUUUCUGCCUUUAUUUCCUCUCCCAAACAAAGUUAUUUCUCUGGAGCAGUGAUGGCAGAGUGAAAGGAGGUGGUGCUGGUCUUUGAAACGGUCUGCUUCCUUGGUUCCCAGUUGUCAGACUGAGGAGAGGAGUGUCUUUCCUCUUGAUUCCCCAUGCUUCCUGCCUUCACAUAUGGUACAGUGGGGAAAGCAAGCUGUUGGGUCAGAGGGCAAGGGGACUGUGUUGAGAGGCAGGUGAUGUCCCAUUUAGGUCAUGUAUUCCCCUUGGAAUGGGCAACUUGCUUCAUCUCUGAAAUUGGGCACAUACGCAGCAAGGUUUAAAGAUUCUCUCUGAUUUGCUGCAUUAUGAUCACCCACAUAAUGAGAGGAGGUAACAGCCUCUGAUUCGUUCUUUUUAUUAAAAUGGUUAAUAUGAGAAAUAAGCUGCUUGAAAUACAAACUCGGACCUUUAGAGCCAGAUUCCUGAUUAGAUCGAGCAAUUGGCUGAUUUACAAAUGGAUCUACUUAAAAAUUGAAUGGAUGGCCCUCAUCUCUCCUGUGGUGAAUCUGAUGUUCUCUGAUUCCAGGCAUGCAGAAACUACCUUGUAGCUCUUAACUUUGUCAUCCCCUGACUAAGAGACAGCAGAAUUAAAAUGGUGUCCAAGUUAUCCUUUGGUACGUUCAAGAUUGAAACGCAAGCGUGCAGUAAAAUAAUAAUUGCUUCAGUAGCUGUAAUGCCCAGACUGGGUUGCGUCUGCUUCUAACACUAAAUCCUGCGGUUUUUUAGACCCUGCUCCUAAUUAUUAUUGGAGUAGAGGGAGGGUUGAGGUGUGCAACACGCUUUGUAAAUUUGUACUGAUGGUGAGCCAUCAUCGAGGCUGUUCAACAUUUGAAAGGUUCUAACGUCCUCUGAAGUUUUAUUUAACAAUCGUUUACAGAAGCGAGGUGGUCUCGGAUGUGAAAGGAGUCAACGUGCUCCGACAUCACAGCUAUAGAUCCUGGUGUCUUGCUCAAUUACUAAAACAUGGUGCAACAAUAGCUUGGCUUGAGUGAGUGGGAUCACAAUACAACUUUACAUAUCAGCAAAUAUCUCUCCAUCCAUCUUCGUCACCAGAAACCUUUGCAAGAAUUGCAGAUGCUACUUACAAAAAGCGACACAAAGUAUCGGAGUAACGCAGCGGGUCAGGCAGCAUCUCUGGCGAACAUGGAUAGGUGUUGUUUCGGGUGGGAAUUCUUCAUUGAAGACCCUUUCAGACCCAAAACGUCACCAAUUCAUAUUAUCCAGAUAUGCUGCCUGAUGUGCUGCGUUACUCCAGCACUUUGUCUCUUUUUUUGUAAACCAUCAUCUGCAGUCUCCUCCAUCUUUGAAUUAGAUACUUUUGACGAUCCUUUGGCAUAGAAACCCCCUUCCCCAUUCUUUUUAUUCAUCUUAUGUCUUUUAACAUUUUUUCCAAAAUCUUGUGUAAAAAAACA
Molecule: messenger RNA, 3986 nt
Organism: Leucoraja erinaceus (little skate)
Lineage: Eukaryota; Metazoa; Chordata; Chondrichthyes; Rajiformes; Rajidae
Gene: pi4k2a
Product: phosphatidylinositol 4-kinase type 2 alpha
Exons: 9
Coding region: 35-1408 (457 amino acids)
Biological process (GO): phosphatidylinositol phosphate biosynthetic process; endosome organization; Golgi organization
Cellular component (GO): trans-Golgi network; endosome; plasma membrane
Molecular function (GO): 1-phosphatidylinositol 4-kinase activity
Source: RefSeq, a predicted model, not a curated record